Engraulis encrasicolus (European anchovy) is the source of this 348-nucleotide messenger RNA. Its product is annotated as P2X purinoceptor 7-like. The record is from RefSeq and is a predicted model, not a curated record. Lineage: Eukaryota; Metazoa; Chordata; Actinopteri; Clupeiformes; Engraulidae. The transcript is spliced from 2 exons. The coding region runs from base 5 to 310 and encodes 101 amino acids.
ACGUAUGGGGCAAGUCAUUUCACCGAUCACCUGCAUGACGGAACACCCAGGUUUCCAUCCAGUCUGCCUAAACCUGUAUGUCCUCCAGACGAUUUACAACAUAUACAAGUAUGACUAUGGACCGCUGAGGCACUUCACGGAGGAACAGCGCUUCAGGCACCUGGGCUACAGGAGUUUUGUGAGCUGGUGCUGGGGAUAUUUGGGACGCAGCCGGCGAGUGGUCAUCCCCGCCUGUGUCGUCCUGAGGCUUCGCCGGGAAUUUCCUAGCGGCCAAUAUGUGGGAUUCUGGCCAUCUCUGGACAAGGGGUGAAAAUAAUUAUUUUGAAAAUAAAAUUCCUUGCAGAUGUA